AUGACUAAUGGUAGGAUACAAUUAGGCAGUAAUAUGGCUACUUCUGCUUCGAAAGAGCAAAAGGUGGUGGCUUCCUUAGCAUUACAUGGAAUGGUACUGCCGACGAUCGAUGAGUUACAGCAAGGACAGAACACCCAUGGAGCCAAAAUAUUACGCGAUGCCUUCGUUAACAUAGAGAGUCAAAUUCCUGGCAUUACGCACCAAUUUCUGAAUGCUAUCAUAGAAUCAGAUAAUUCGAAAACUGAUUUAAACUUUGAACAAUCCAUGUUACGUUAUGCUGUUACUCCUUGUAAAGAAUAUCAACUUGAUCGUCCUGAAAAGGAAUUUGUAAGAUUAUCAAGUAGAUCUACAGCGUUAAAGUCGAUCCUAAGUAGGAUACCUGACGACAUUGGAGAUAGAUCGAAAUUCUUGAACACAAUAAAGAGUAUCGCGUCGGCUAUAAAAGAAAUGUUAGAUGCUUUAAAUGAUGUAUGCAAAAAGCACAAGGACUUUAAAAAGGUAUCCUAG
Messenger RNA from Trichoplax adhaerens, 507 nucleotides. RefSeq lists its product as uncharacterized. Lineage: Eukaryota; Metazoa; Placozoa; Uniplacotomia; Trichoplacea; Trichoplacidae. The record is from RefSeq and is a predicted model, not a curated record. Bases 1 to 507 code for a protein of 168 amino acids. The transcript is spliced from 7 exons. Gene Ontology annotation, biological process: positive regulation of MAP kinase activity; regulation of Golgi organization. Gene Ontology annotation, cellular component: Golgi apparatus; FAR/SIP/STRIPAK complex. Gene Ontology annotation, molecular function: protein kinase binding.